Molecule: messenger RNA, 2306 nt
Organism: Cladocopium goreaui
Lineage: Eukaryota; Dinophyceae; Suessiales; Symbiodiniaceae
Source: the annotation of a GenBank genome assembly
GCGAUGACAACUCCCAGUCCAUGUCAGAUGGACUCCUCCAGAAUCCCUUUCCGCGGCGUCUUUCACAGGCAUCCCUGUGCAGUGCAUCCUUGUGCAGCCGGAGCGAGCUGCGAGUUCCCAAAGAGACGCCGCCGAUGCCCUCGGAUCAUGAUGGAUUCACGAGAACCUGCCUGACAUCCCUGUUGGAUUCACACGAGGAAUUGCGGGAUGUGCUGGUUCAAAUGUGCGUGAAGCUGGAGCAGCUGCAACGAACCCUUGAGAUGACGCCAGAGCGAGUGAGAACUUCAUUGCACUCAAAGACGAUGGGUAUAGCGACCUCGUCGCAAUCAAUGAGCAACGAUCACAUCCGAAAGCACAAGAGUCAGAAAUCUGAGGCUGCAGGUGAAGGAAGAAGUGCGGCAGUCAGUGUAUCUAGCAUGAAUGUGGAUAUGUUUGCGUUGAACCUCAAACACAAUCAGAAAUUGCUCUCGAAGAAGAAAUCCUUCAGCGUCAGCAAUCUGGCCUACGAUAAACCGCGAAAAGGCGCCUUGAAGAGGCUGAACUCUCAGGCCGACGCCAGCACGCGAAGACUUUCGCAGGCUUCUGUGAAGGUGGUCGCCCCAGAAUCUGAGGAGAACUCCGUGGCCCUUCCGGGCUGUUUCAGACUCGAGGCUGAGGAAGAAGGUGACUGUGAACUGUUGCCGCGCUCCGCCGAUGAGGAUUCGAACUCCGUGGACACGGUGCGAAUUGCGGAGUCCCCAAAUUCGCCGGCGGCGGAAAGCAAUUUCCACCCCCACGAUGCACGAUCUUCUGUGGGCUCAAUGGCGCGAUCAGUCUAUGCUUCAGUCGAGCAGGGGGAUGAACUGUGCAUGACCCCUGUGGUUCUCAACGACGUCUUCGCAUCCGGCUCAGCUGCCAGGCAGGACAUCAAUCGGAGGCGGCCGAGCGCAAGUUUAUCGGUGCCGCAUGGGGCUAUCAGGUCGGGCCACGCAACGACGAUGCCCGGUGGUCUUUCCUUGAAUGAGGAUGUGUCCAAUCAAGCAUCAGGGAGAAGCGCGCCAAAGAGCCCGCAACCCUCCAACAGCGACGCUCGAAGAACCUUGACCUCCUUGGAUUCCCUUCGUGCCCAGCACAAUGUGAAGGUGCUCGCGCAGCAAUCUGAGAGGUUGAAUCAGCAGCAGCCUAUCAGUGAAGAUGGUGACAUGGAGGAAGCUUACGAGGAGACGCUGGAGGGCCGAUCCAUGAUUUGUGCCGUGAGCUUCGUUCUGAGCCUCACUGGGGUGUUGGAUGCGCGGCCAGGACGCUUCUGGAAGUGCUUGGCACAUCUCAGUUUGGCGACCACCUUGAGCCUGGCUGUUCUGCUGCUGGUGCUGGGUGAUGAUGAGUUCAGAUAUGUGAACCUCAUGACCAAUGCCUACGCAGUGGGCGUGGUAAUCAGCGUGCUGCUGCUUCGUUGGGGCAGAGCAGAAGAGGACUCCUUAGCAGUGUUGCUUGGCCCUAAGGAGUUCCAACUAGAUGAAUAUGCCUGCAAACGAGGAUUUAUCGAAUCGAGCCGGCUCUUGGGGACGCUGAGAGCCAUGUGUUUCCUGGGACUUUGGGCUCUGAUGGUGGCCUCAAGGAUAUUGUCAGGUUACUUCGGGCAACCAGCGACAGGGCUUCUACCGGGCGAUACCACCCAGGACCUGGUGUCGCUUGGAAGCUACGCCAUGGCCAUGCUGGUGACGAUUGCCAUCAUCUACGCGCAACUGCAUGUGGCAUCGGGUUUAGAGCUGGCAGUGGACAUGUUCAGCGCCCACUUCUUCGACACCAAAGAUAUCUGCGCCGCCAUGGAUGAGUGGAACAUCCUGCAGGCCUUGAUCAGAUGCGCCUCAUGUCGUAUCGAGACCUCCUUCAUGGUACUGGGCGCCAGUUCUUUAGCAACGCUGGUGCUUUUGGCCACCGAGUUAUGGACGAAGCCAGAGCUGCUUCAAAAUCCCCUGCAAGCUGUGUUUUGGCUUGGUUGGGUCUACCCACCCGUGUUGCUUCUUCUGUACUCCCUGACGCGCGCCGCGGCGGUGUCCGAGAAGUGUUCCAGGGUGGCACCAUUUAUCAACUCCUGGGAUUUUCCUUCAGAGGAGGAGGAGUACUACCAACAAUGGUUGCACGAGGGCCGGCAGUACAUUGUCCAGUACAUCAUGCAAAGCGAGGCUGGAUUCUAUGUGAAGGGUGUGCGACUGAGCAACUUCACUGUCAUGAAGCUGUGUUAUGGUUUUGGCGCGUUGAGUUUCGCGCUGCUGUCGCACACCAUGACGACGGUGUUGGCCGAUGCAGUGAAGACUCGAAGCUGA